AUGAGCGCCUCCGAUCUACCGACGAAGGAAGCGAACGUGCUGAAAGGUCACGAGGGCGCCGUUCUGGCCGCGAGGUUCAACGCUGACGGCAACUAUUGCCUGAGCUGCGGGAAGGACCGAACCAUCCGCCUCUGGAAUCCCCACCGCGGCAUCCACAUCAAGACCUACAAAUCCCACGGCCGGGAAGUCCGCGACGUUCACGUCACGCCGGAUAAUUCCAAGCUGAUUUCUUGCGGCGGCGAUCGGCAGGUGUUCUAUUGGGAUGUAUCCACCGGUAGAGUGAUCAGAAAGUUCCGUGGGCACGAAAGCGAGGUGAAUGCUGUGAAGUUCAGUGAGUAUUCAUCUGUGGCGGUAUCAGCUGGAUAUGAUCAAUCCUUGCGCACGUGGGAUUGCCGGUCUCAUAAUACUGAGCCGAUUCAGAUCAUUGACACGUUCGCCGAUAGUGUUAUGUCGGUUUGCUUGACGAAAACCGAGAUCAUUGCUGGGAGUGUCGAUGGUACGGUUAGAACGUUUGACAUUCGAGUUGGGAGAGAAAUUUCGGACAAUUUGGGGCAACCUGUUAACUGUAUAUCUUUGUCAAAUGAUGGUAACUGCAUAUUAGCUAGUUGCUUGGAUUCCACCUUGCGCCUUUUGGACAGAACGACGGGCGAGCUCUUGCAAGAAUAUAAAGGGCAUACUUGUCGAUCUUUCAAGUUAGACUGCUGCCUUACAAAUACGGAUGCCCACAUAACUGGUGGAUCGGAGGAUGGGUAUAUAUAUUUCUGGGAUCUUGUGGAUGCGACUGUGGUUUCAAGGUUCAGAGCACAUGCUUCAGUGGUAACAAGUGUGAGUUACCAUCCAAAGGACAGUUGCAUGGUGACUGCAUCCGUGGACAGCACAAUCCGUGUAUGGAAGACCUGA
Messenger RNA from Linum trigynum, 900 nucleotides. NCBI's taxonomy places the organism in Eukaryota, Viridiplantae, Streptophyta, Magnoliopsida, Malpighiales, Linaceae. The record is from the annotation of a GenBank genome assembly.